CUCUCCAGUCUCCGCCCUUUGUUCUUGUCCUUUUCUUGCCAAAUGUGCUCCUUUCUCUGAGCCCCCUCAGAAAAAGAUUGCAGCAAAAAUAUUUUUUUUUUUCUAAUUUCUCUCUCUCUCUCUCUCUCUCUCUCUCUCUCUUUGUUUUCCCCCAUUUCCGAGAACUCUUUUUUGGGUUUUGGACAUCUUGCGGUAGAAGCCUCUCCUUCUGGAAGUUGGAGAUCGAAGAUGAGCGCUACAAAGUUCAUUAAAUGUGUGACUGUGGGAGAUGGAGCUGUGGGAAAAACCUGCAUGCUCAUUUGCUACACUAGCAACAAGUUCCCAACUGAUUACAUCCCGACCGUGUUUGACAACUUCAGUGCUAAUGUCUCUGUGGAUGGAAGCAUUGUCAACUUAGGAUUGUGGGAUACUGCUGGACAAGAGGAUUAUAGCAGACUGAGGCCACUGAGUUACAGAGGAGCAGACAUCUUUGUCCUGGCUUUCUCCUUAAUCAGCAGAGCAAGCUAUGAGAAUGUUCUGAAGAAGUGGAUGCCAGAACUCCGCCGCUUUGCCCCAAAUGUUCCAAUUGUUCUUGUUGGAACUAAGCUAGAUCUUCGUGACGACAAGGGCUACCUCUCUAACCAUCCAGGUGCUUCUGUUAUUACACCUGCACAAGGCGAGGAACUUAGGAAGCAAAUUGGCGCUGCAGCUUAUAUUGAAUGUAGCUCUAAGACACAACAGAAUGUCAAAGCAGUUUUUGAUACUGCCAUCAAGGUAGUACUUCAACCUCCUCGAAGGAAGGAAGUGCUGCCCAAGAAGAAAGCUAGAAAAAGCUCUGGUCGCUCAAUGAUGAACUGGGUUUGCGGAGGUACCUGUGUUGCAUAGCACAAUAGUCUACUGCUCAUCUCGGCGUCUUAUCCUAAAGUGCAUGUGCUAGUUUGCUUCUCACCUCUGCGUCUAUUUAUCCAAGCCAACUGACAACAAUUUGUUUAAAUGGAUAGUGGGAACUUUUGGUUCUCUAAUGUUUUGUUGAAAGGAAUAUUUAACUACUUGUAUCGUGUAAGAAGCUAGCUAGUCUAAGGUGAAGAAAGUAUGUUCUACUGCUGUAUGCUAGUUACUUGAUGGAGUAAUGACGCACCUUAUUGCUCUAUGAACAAAUCUGAAAUAUAUAUAUAUAUAUAU
Molecule: messenger RNA, 1161 nt
Organism: Asparagus officinalis (garden asparagus)
Lineage: Eukaryota; Viridiplantae; Streptophyta; Magnoliopsida; Asparagales; Asparagaceae
Product: rac-like GTP-binding protein 2
Exons: 9
Coding region: 229-864 (211 amino acids)
Biological process (GO): actin filament organization; regulation of cell shape; establishment or maintenance of cell polarity
Cellular component (GO): cytoplasmic vesicle; cell cortex; cell projection
Molecular function (GO): protein kinase binding; GTP binding; GTPase activity
Source: RefSeq, a predicted model, not a curated record